UAUAUUUGGCAAGAGGCACAGAAAAUAAAAAACAAAAUUCAAAAUCCGAAUUUUUCUCUCAUCAGCCUCCUCGUUUCUUCACCCACAGGAGAGAGAAAAUCUGAGAAUUCACCUUCUCUCUCUCUCUACAGCAACUUCGCUUAAAGAAGACGAAACAAUCUCUCUCCUUUACGGUCUCACCAUCUCUCUCUACCAUCCAUCUCCUAGCAAAGCUCAAGCCAAAAAGGAAGACGAGAGAAGAAGAAGAAGAAGAAGAGAGGAGAGGUUACAAUAAUAAUAAUAAUAAUAAUGAUUUAUUCUUCUUAUUAUUAUGUCUCCAGCCAUGUGAGCUCCCACUGACACAUUCUCUGCAUCUUCGGAAGUUUUGUUUAGUUUGAUUCCCACCGAUUCUGUGACCGAGUCGCCGGGUUUUAGCAGCGAGUUGACUUCCUCCCUCUCCUCGAGGGUUAGUGGAUGGCUGCUUCAUCGUCAUCCAGAACUAGAAGCAGUAGACCUCCAAGUCCCGCUUCUUCUUCGACUUCUUCUUCUCAUCUUAGCAACAACAACCGUCUCGCACCUCCUCGUUCUUCCUCUACCUCUGCUUCCUCAUUGCUUAACUCCGCCUCCGGAAUCGGCUCCCGAUCUAUGACGCCUAGCCGCACCUUCUCCGACUCCGGCCUAAUCGGCUCCGGGAGCUUUGGAUUCGGAUCGCCUGUACCUUACCCCUCUGAGGAGCUUCUCGGUGAGCCUAUGGAGGAGACUAUUACCUCUGAGCGGGAUAGUAUCUCCGUAACCGUUCGUUUUCGACCAUUGAGUGAUAGAGAGUAUCAAAGAGGAGAUGAAGUUGCUUGGUACCCUGAUGGCGAUACAUUGGUCAGGCACGAGUACAAUCCUCUCACAGCUUACGCAUUCGAUAAAGUUUUUGGACCACAAGCAACUACUAUAGAGAAAUUGAGAACGAAGAGUUGAAGCUAGAACACGUGCAAAUCGUGGAAGAGAACAGUGGGCUACGAGUACAAAAUCAGAAACUAGCUGAAGAAGCUUCAUAUGCUAAGGAGUUAGCCUCUGCUGCUGCUGUUGAGCUGAAAAAUCUGGCUAGUGAAGUAACAAAACUCUCACUACUAAACACAAAACUCGAAAAAGAAUUAACAGCUGCAAGAGACUUGGCUCAAACGCGUAAUCCCAUGAACGGAGUAAAUCGCAAGUAUAAUGAUGGGGCAAGGUCCGGAAGAAAGGGAAGGAUUUCUUCAAGUAGGUCAAGUGGAGAUGAGUUUGACUCAUGGAAUCUAGACCCAGAAUCUCUUAAAAUGGAGUUGCAAGUAAGGAAACAGCGAGAGGUGGCUCUUGAGUCUGCACUAGCAGAGAAAGAGUUUAUAGAAGACGAAUACAGGAAAAAAGCAGAAGAGGCAAAGAGAAGAGAGGAAGCUUUAGAAAACGAUUUGGCAAACAUGUGGGUACUUGUUGCCAAGUUGAAGAAAGACAAUGGUGCAUUGCCUGAACCCAAUGUCACUGACCCUGCAAGAGAAUUAGAGAAGAGUCAAAGCAAUGCGGUUCUGAAAGAGAGACAAGUCUCGAGUGCACCGAGACAACCUGAAGUAGUAGUAGUAGCUAAAACCGAAGAGACACCAAAAGAGGAACCACUCGUUGCUCGUCUCAAGGCACGAAUGCAAGAAAUGAAGGAGAAAGAGAUGAAAUCGCAAGCGAAUGGAGACACAAACUCUCACAUUUGUAAAGUAUGUUUCGAAUCUCCCACUGCAGCAAUUCUACUCCCUUGCCGUCAUUUCUGCUUAUGUAAAUCAUGUUCCCUUGCUUGCUCUGAAUGUCCAAUUUGCCGCACAAAGAUUUCUGAUCGGCUCUUUGCAUUUCCGUCUUAACCAAUCAAAGGUCUCCAAGAACUGGUGGUGAAGCCUGUUGCUAUAAAUAUUUGGAGGAGAAAACAGGCUGGGAUUUUUUAAUUAGUUUUUGGCUCUUUUGUAUGUAAUAUUUAUGUCAUAUCAUCAGUCUAUGCUUAUAUUAUAUAUAAUUUUAUCAUUUAAAAUGGGGAAAAAUUAAAAACAUAAACGUGUGUGUGAUGGACAUGUCUUCAUUUUUCCUCUGCCAAAUAUAUUGACACUCCGGUAGUUUAAUUAACGACCGAGAUUGUUUUGAGAAUAUA
Molecule: messenger RNA, 2134 nt
Organism: Camelina sativa (false flax)
Lineage: Eukaryota; Viridiplantae; Streptophyta; Magnoliopsida; Brassicales; Brassicaceae
Source: RefSeq, a predicted model, not a curated record